This is a messenger RNA of Magnolia sinica, 3776 nucleotides long. RefSeq names its product histone-lysine N-methyltransferase ATX5-like. The transcript has 21 exons. The coding region runs from base 486 to 3497 and encodes 1003 amino acids. The record is from RefSeq and is a predicted model, not a curated record. Gene Ontology annotation, molecular function: protein binding. NCBI's taxonomy places the organism in Eukaryota, Viridiplantae, Streptophyta, Magnoliopsida, Magnoliales, Magnoliaceae. Gene Ontology annotation, biological process: regulation of transcription by RNA polymerase II.
AUUGCCUCAACGUGGGCCCCGCAAUUAUCAGCAGCCACUCUUGAGCUCGAGAAUCCCUUUCCGCGAAUUUGAGCUCACUGGGGAACGAUUAUCUGGUAAAUCUACAUUCCCGAGGAAUUUUGAGGUAAAAUAUCCUUUCUCCAAAUAUAUUUCGGUAUAUUACCGCCAUCUCUCUCCCUCUGUUUAGUGUUUCCCCGCUUUUCAGAUUCGGACUCGGAAUUUUGGAGCCAAAACCCAACGAGAAGUCCUCGCGCCGAAUAGAAUACACGUGUAUACACUUCAACUCCCGUGUAUACAAAAUUCUCUCAAUUCAGAGGCAGUUCCGUGAGAUGGAAUAAAUCCCUAAUCUCCCAACCGUCGGAUUUCGAAAUCCGGUCUUCCAAGAAUUUAGGUUUUUCCUUUUCUUUUCUCUUUCGUCUUCUUUUUGAAUUCUGUCUCCUGACUGGAGAGUGGAAUUAGGGUUUACAUUCUUUACAUAUCCGAAGAUGAUUACGAAGCGGAACCUGAAAUUGGGAAUGCGGGAUCUGAAGCGACGCAAGCUCGAAGAAUCCGAAGAUGAAAAUCCGAAGAAUCUGAAGAGACAGAAGGCGGCGUAUUCGUUCUGCCACGCGCUCGAUCUGCUCAGUGAUGCUGCGGCACGUGGAAUUCCGCUCCCCUCUGCCGGAUCGUUGGGGCAGGGAGUCGGCGGCGAGGAUGGCGAGGAUUUCAGCAGUGCGGCGGCUUCGUGGUGCACCGAAGCGUCGAACUGCUCCGUUGAGGUGGAGUCCGAUUCGAAGCGGUCUCCGCAUCCGCUUCUUGUGAAGACGGCACGGGGGCGGGUUCAGGUACUCCCUUCUCGAUUAAGAGAUUCCGUCAUUGAUCCUUGGAAGAAGGAGAAGUCAAAUUCGAAAGCCAUGAACCCUGUUUCUGAUUCCGAAAAUGCCGAUGGAGAAUUUGGAGAGGAGAAAUUCAGCUGCAAGAAACCGAAAAUUGAUACCCAUAGUGGUAGAAAUCAGGUCAAUGAGGAGAAAUUCAGUUGCAAAAGCCCUAAUUUCACUGCACAGCUCGAGAGAGAAGGAGAAGGAGAAGAAGAAGAGGGUUUCAAGAGAAUUUCGACUUCACGUAGUUCGCUCACAUCCAUUAACAAGUGUUCGGCGGAUGUAGAGGAGAAAUCUCGGCCAUUGGGAGGAGCCAAUGAUUCUCGGAAGGGUACUGGCUUGGUGGCUGUAGAAAGAUUACCAGAGGAAGCGGUUGAGAGGAGAAAGGAUUUCUAUAGGCCGGAAGAGUUUGUUUUGGGUGACAUUGUGUGGGCGAAAUGUGGGAAAAGGUAUCCAGCAUGGCCUGCCGUUGUGAUUGAUCCCAUCUUGCAGGCUCCUGAAACGGUUCUGAAUUCCUGCGUAGCUGGAGCUAUUUGUGUCAUGUUCUUUGGACACUCCGGAAAUGGAAAAGAAAGGCAUGUAAGAAGGAUGAAAAAUAGACUGGAACAACCCUGUAAGAGCUGCGGUUUGCCUCUGCAAGUUAAAAGUUCAAAGAAGACAAAGAGAUCUGUUCCAGAAAGCCCAUUACUAUGUAAACAUUGCACCAAGUUGUUAAAAUCUAAACAAUUUUGUGGCAUAUGCAAGAAGAUUUGGCAUCACUCUGAUGGGGGGAAUUGGGUGCGCUGUGAUGGAUGUAAAUUUUGGGUUCACGCAGAGUGUGACAAGAUUAGCAACAAAGUCUUCAUGAAUAUGGAGAACAUUGAUUAUUUCUGCCCCGAUUGCAAGGCGAAGUUUAAUUUUGAACUAUCAGACACUGAAAAGAGGCAGCCACAAAUUAAAUCUAAUAACAACAAUGGGCCAUUUGUGCUACCCAACGAGAUAACUGUUGUGUGUUUUGGUGUGGAAGGCACAUACUUUCCGAGUCUCCACUUAGUUGUAUGUCGGUGUGGUUCUUGCCGGGCAGAGAAAAGGACACUCAGUGAUUGGGAGCGGCACACGGGUUCCAAAUGGAAAAAUUGGAAGGUUACUGUUAAAGUGAAAAGUUCAAUGCAACCACUGCAGCAAUGGAUUUCAAAAUAUGGUGUGGAUGGUCUUGUUUCGAUAAGUAUUGUUAAGCUAAAGCUACGGAAGCAGAAGCUGCUUGCUUUCUUGCAAGAGAAAUAUGAUCCAGUUUAUGCUAAGUGGACAACAGAACGAUGCGCGAUAUGCAGAUGGGUUGAAGAUUGGGAUUACAAUAAAAUUAUCAUCUGCAACAGAUGUCAAAUAGCUGUUCACCAGGAAUGCUAUGGAGCAAGAAGCACACGUGAUUACACUUCUUGGGUUUGCAGAGCAUGUGAAACACCUGAUGUCCAGCAGGACUGUUGUCUUUGUCCUGUCAAAGGGGGUGCUUUGAAGCCAUCUGAUGUUGAAACAUUGUGGGUUCAUGUCACGUGUGCUUGGUUUCAACCUGAAGUUUCCUUCUUGAGUGACGAAAAGAUGGAGCCUGCAGUUGGAAUUUUGAAAAUUCCCUCAAACUCUUUUGUAAAGGUUUGUGUUAUCUGUAAGCAGAUGCAUGGUUCCUGCACACAAUGCUGCAAGUGUUCUACUUAUUAUCAUGCAAUGUGUGCAUCAAGGGCUGGAUACCACAUGGAGACAGUUGGAUUUUAUGCUAUACUUGUCAAAUGGCAGUUGCAAUGCUCGGAGAAAAAUGGGAGACAGAUUAUAAAGAUGGUUUCAUAUUGCUCUUAUCACAUGGCUCCAAAUCCAGAUAAUAUUUUAGUUAUAAAAACCCCUGAGGGGGUAUACUCUGCCAGAAGUUUGCUCCAAAGUAAGGACAAGCGGACUGGUUCAAGGUUGGUUUCGACCAACAGAACAGAGGUUCCAUGGGAUUCAAUCAUAGAAACUGAUCAGCUUGAGUCAUCCUCUGCUGCAAGGUGCCAGACCUUUCAAAAAUACAAAAAUAAGAAAAUGGGAGGAGAGGCGAUUGCACAUAUGGUUGCAGGUUCUUCUCAUCAUUCUUCAGAUGAAAUUGAAUGUUUGAAUUCAUUCAGGGAAUGCCAGGAAGAAAAGGAUCCUAGAUUUUUUUAUACAUACAAGGAACGCCUUCGAUUCUUACAGUUAACUGAACUAAGGCGGGUUUGCGUCGGUAGAUCUGGAAUACAUGGAUGGGGCCUCUUCGCUCGUAGGGCCAUUCAAGAAGGAGAGAUGGUUGUUGAGUAUCGUGGUGAACAGGUUAGGCGCAGUGUUGCUGAUCUGAGAGAGGCACGUUACCGGUUGGAAGGCAAAGAUUGCUAUCUGUUUAAGAUCAGUGAAGAGGUAGUGAUUGAUGCUACAGAUAAGGGGAACAUCGCACGCUUAAUCAACCACUCUUGCAUGCCUAACUGCUAUGCACGGAUCAUGAGCGUGGGUGGUGAAGAGAGCAGGAUUGUGCUUAUUGCUAAGACAAAUGUUUCUGCUGGUGAUGAGCUAACGUAUGACUACUUAUUUGAUCCUGACGAAUCUGAUGACUACAAAGUUCCCUGCCUCUGUAAAUCUCCAAACUGCAGGAAAUUCAUGAAUUAGGUCUUUGUAAAUUGCCAUAUUUUCCAUAGUAUGUGGCUAUUCUUAUAUCUUGUGAAAUUUGCUGUUUUUCACUGAGUUCAUGAUUUCUUUCACUAUGUGCUAAAGAAAGCACGGGAAUGCAGACAGCCCUGGUGGUGGCAAUCAUGUAAAAUUUUUUUGUUUUUUGUUUUUAUUUGUUUUUGUUUUGGCAAUCAUGUAAAUUGUAUGUGAGCAUGAACGACUAGCCUCAAACACAGAUUUUAAUUUAAUUCAAAGCCAUAUACAUAUGGAAAACCCAUC